AUGGAGGUCGCCGAUGGCACCACCGACGUCGUGCACCCGGAAGUUCGGGCCCACAUCAACAGUCUGGUGUCGGCUCUCGGUGGCAACAGCGCCGAGGAUGACGGGCGCUAUGUCAUGGGAGACUCUGCCCUCGAGGUUCUCCGCGAUAUCAAGAAAUGGAUCCGCUUUUACGACGAGAAGACGAACCGAAUGGACGUUGCGCGCUGUCUGGCCGAGGCGAACCUGGUCGACGGCGACCUGCUCCAGAUCCUCGCCGCGUGGCCAAUCGCUGCGACCGAGAACAAGUUCAAGUCGAGAGCCGCCUUGGCCUGUCUCGAGUUGCUGGUGCCCUUGACCUGGCCCAUGGAUCGCAACCUGGAGGAGAUGACGGUGAACCAUCACCGUCACAUGCCCGUCUUGCAACUGGCUCAGGUCAACUACAAGCGCUCCGUCAUAAACUUCGAUGCUGCACAGAUACUGCACACCGCCGUACGCCUCACUUUGCCGUCCAUGGUUCUGUCGAGGAGCGACCGAACCGCCCGAGACGAUGGCAUCAUCAAGCUUGUGCUGCUCUUCCUGCGCAACAUCGCCAUGAUUGCGCCCCCUCCCAACGUCACGUACGACGGCGACGAAUCGCAAAUAUCCCGGUCGGCACUGAUAGACGCCUUCUCAUACCAGGAUAUCCUGCUUACUCUCUUGACGAUAGCCUCGAACAUAGGCGAGGACUUCAAUCAAGAGGGGGUCAUACUGAUGGAGAUCAUUUUCCAUCUGGUGAAACGGGUCGACGUCACCAAGCUCUUCAUGGACGACAAGCAAUUGAGCAAAGCGAAGGCGAAUGAGUUGACAUCUCUGAUGAAUAAGGAGGCGGCGAUGCAUCGGCCACACAAUCGAAAGGCACCAACGAGACAUAACAGAUGGGGCACCAUGAUCUGGGUCCAACGAGAUGAUGGGAAGGUGUCCACGGUCUCCGGCCAAGAUGCACUCCUAGACGCUGCCACAAGACAAGAGAAGAUGGACAGCAGCAAGACCUUCCGGCCACCCCGCAGACCGCGGAAGGAAGAGAUGGAGCCCAAAGACCUCGGACCGCCUGUUACGCUGAACACGAGGGCUCGAGGACAGCUGCGAGACUUUGUCGAGGAGUUCCUGGACUCUGGCUUCAACCCCUUGUUUUUUAACGUGCGGAAGAAGCUAGACGAACAGAAAGACUACGUCAUGCAGUACCACUACCGACAGUUCUACUAUCUGGUGUCAUGGUUCUUGGAAGCCGAGCGGGUGCGACAGAAGGUGGCCAAGGGCAAGGGCAAAAAAGCCACCCAAGAAGAAGGCGAGGAGGAUGUUGGCAGCUUCAAUCUGGUGGCCACUGUUUUGAACCAAGAAAUGUUUAUCACGCUGAACCGGAGCAUGGCCGAGGCUUUGGACACCAAGAACUGGCAAGAGCUAGGUGCGGCCAUGAGAUGUUUCACACAGAUCUUGUUGACAGUUCAAGAGAUGUCCGAGACGGGCAAAGAGGAGGACGAAGAGAUUGCGGAGAACAUUUUAAGCCGAAUCUUCUACGAGGAGGAUACACAUGAUCGUGUGGCCAACAUCGCCAAGAACUUCAAGGACCAAGGCUUCGAAUACCUUGAUGCCUGCACCGAGCUUGUGCAUACCUACCUGCGCAUAUUGGAAUCGUACUCGAAACAGAAUGUAGAUAUGCAAGUGCGAUCUCGAAAACGCGCACGAAGAAAGAAGAAGACUGCCAAGGCUGCAGGCGCCGAAGACGACGUGACGGCAGAUGUCGUGGACGAGUCGGAGAACGACGAAGGAAAUGCAGAACAGACCAGCAAAGAGCGGAAAUUCGACUUCACCCGUUUCGCCAACCGAUUUACUCCGCAAGGCGUGGUUGACACAUUCGUCAAGUUCUCCAAAUACUACCAAGAUCUGAGUGAUGCGCAACUCAAACGGGCUCACCGAUAUUUCUAUCGCGUGGCCUUCAAGCAAAAUAUGGGUGUUAUGCUGUACAGAGUUGACAUCAUCCAUCUGUUCUACAGCAUGAUCAAGGGCCAAGAACCACUAGACAGAAGUUGCAGCUCCUAUAAAGAGUGGGAAGAGCUGGUAAAGCAAAUCCUCAAGAAAUGCAUACGCAAAAUCGAGGAGCGACCAGCCCUGAUGAUCGAGAUGCUAUUUUCGAAGAUCAAUGCCACAGCGUACUAUUUGGAGUACGGAUACGAGAAGCAGACGGUAUCGGCAUCAACACCACGACCGGCAGCAGAAUUGGAGUUCCGUCAUCUUCUUGAGCAUGAUCAGCAGGUCGCCACUGCUGUAGGGGUCUUGCUAGACAAGGAGAUGUCGCAUCAUAUUAAAUGGGUCAGAGAUCAAUUGACAUCGGCAGAGAGCGAGAGGAGGGCGUGGGAGGCGGCAGAGAAGGCGAUGGAGUCUGUGGAAUCGAACGUAGACGUAAGCAUGGAGCAGCCUAUUGAAGGUUCACCUGUCAAGGAGGCGCCUGUUUUCUCUAUUCGUCCCGACGAUGAUGCUCGUCGGACUGCGAUGUUCAAGAACGCUCAUUUGCGCUUAUUGAUGAAGCUAGUCGGCAUGGAGUGUCUGGCCCCUACUCUGGACGAGACACCAGAGUCUGCAUGGAUCAUCCCAUCAUCAUUCACCGCAGAUCAGCUCAAGGAGUCAUUAGACAUGGUUAGCAAAGCCGAGUUUGACCCACCGACCUUUGAUGAUGGCCAGUUAGCCGAAGAUCAGCUUCGCAGAAAGACCGCGCCUCGCAAGAAGGCAGUUUUCGAUGAUGACGAUGACGGGCUGAGUGACGAUGAAGAGGCAACGCUUUUCCCAGCCGGCGGGCCAACAGCUCGCAAGUCAACGGCAGAGGACACCGAUAAGCCAAAGAAGAUCCGCCGCCGCCGAAAGGAUGAUGCUGAACCGCCCACGGAAGAACAGCUCGAGGAGAAGGCGCGCAAGCGGCGUCAGAAGGAGCUGGAGAAGGCACGUCGCUUUAAGUCUGACGUAUACGUGCACGCCAGCGAUGAUGAGACGGACGAGGAGCGCGAUCGCGAGUUCUUCGCCAACGAGGCACGACUGAGGCAGAAGCAGAAGAUUGUUUCCAUUACGCACCAGCGGCCGCCCUCCCCCAAGCUACUUACGAAGCGCAAAGCGGCUGCACUGCUGGGCAGUGAUGACGAAGGCGAAGAAGAAAGCGAAAGGGACAGCGACGACGAAUUGAUGCCGACGCAAGAGUCUGCUUCCAGCAGGAACGCGGAUAAGACACUGGAUGAUGCGGAUGACGACGACGAUUUGAAUACAGAUCAUACGCCUUUGUCAUCGAGUCCACACGCAGCUUCAACCACAAGCAGUAACGGCGCCAAGAGGAGGCGCCUUGGGGAGGCGAGUAACGCGGUUAAGAUGGCCACCGUAGAUGCGGAAAUGGAAGACGCGGCGGAAGACGAGGAGGAGGAGGACAUCCCAGCGGCCAAACCGGCGGCCCGCCGGCGGCCCAGAGCCAAAGCUGGGUUUAUCAUCGAUAGCAGUGACGAAGAGUAA
Neoarthrinium moseri is the source of this 3504-nucleotide messenger RNA. RefSeq lists its product as uncharacterized. Gene Ontology annotation, biological process: DNA repair; replication fork arrest; DNA replication checkpoint signaling. Bases 1 to 3504 code for a protein of 1167 amino acids. The record is from RefSeq and is a predicted model, not a curated record. Lineage: Eukaryota; Fungi; Ascomycota; Sordariomycetes; Amphisphaeriales; Apiosporaceae. Gene Ontology annotation, cellular component: replication fork protection complex. The transcript is spliced from 3 exons. Gene Ontology annotation, molecular function: DNA binding.